CUCAGGAUGCCUGUGGAGACGCGAUCAAUCCGAGACAGAUCUGCAGUGGGUCGGUUUCCAGCUGUCACUCUCGGCUUUGGGGACGACUCAGAGGAAGACAUUGAAGAGCCAGAGGAAACCAAUGGCGAGAAAGAAAAUGCAUGUCGGAGGUGGUUUCGUAAGGUCUGCCCGUGCUGCUGUCCCGAGCCAAAUGACGAUGACAUCACAGACACUUUGGUCACAGGGAUUGAUGAGCUGGAAAAGGAGGAAGGGAUAAAUGGCGAGAAGCCUGAGACUGGUGCCAGCGAGCUUGAUGAACUCCUCCUGAAAGUGCGCUCAAUAGACCUGAUGAAAAGCAAAUCAGGAGAGAACCGCAAAGAGCACCACACAGACCUCUACCUAAGUGAUGACUUUAUUAUUCGGAGGGGACAGACUUUCCAGAUGUGGAUUACCCUGUCCAGACCCUUUAACCCCAGCACCGACAAACUUCACCUCGAACUUAAAACAGGGCCACUGCCAACAGUGGCAAAGGGAACACAUGUAAUCAUCCCUUUAGUGAAGGACUUGGAGGACGUUCGUUGGGAGGCUGCCAUUGUGAAACAGGACGACAAAAGGAUAAAGCUGUCGGUGAAUUCUGCCCCCACGGCGGUCAUUGGUCGAUACCAGCUCAUAGUGGAAACAGAUUGUCCAAACGGCCAGGCCAUUUCCACACAUGACCCUGCAAACGACUUGUACAUGUUGUUCAACCCAUGGUGUGAAGAUGACACAGUGUUCAUGGAUUCUGAAGAGGAGAGACAGGAAUAUGUCCUGAAUGAUAUCGGACGAAUCUACUACGGUACAAAAAAUCAAAUUGGAGUGCGGACAUGGAACUAUGGACAGUUUGAUGAUGGGAUUCUUGCUGCUUGUCUCUUUGUCCUGAAUAAAAGUGGAACUCCUCCAUCUGGUUGGGGAGACCCGGUUAAUGUGGUGCGAGUCAUCUCUGCCAUGAUCAACUCCCCUGAUGACCGCGGUGUUGUGGAGGGAGACUGGUCGGGAGACUAUUCAGCUGGAACUAGUCCAACAGUUUGGAGUGGAAGUGUUGAAAUCCUACAUGAGUACCAUAAAAACAGUGGCGAGCCCGUAAAGUAUGGCCAGUGCUGGGUCUUUGCUGGUGUAUUCACGUCAGUUUUACGGUGUUUAGGCAUUCCCAGUCGAACUGUUACCAACUUUGACUCAGCUCAUGACACGGACGUCUCCUUGACAACAGAUGUAUACCUGGAUGAAAACAUGGAGCCUAUAGAACAUUUCAAUACCGACUCUAUCUGGAACUUCCACGUAUGGAACGACUGCUGGAUGGCUCGUCCUGACUUGCCCCCAGGCUACGGAGGCUGGCAGGCUGUCGACGCUACACCUCAGGAGACCAGCCAAGGCACUUUCCGCUGUGGCCCUGCUUCUCUCGCUGCUGUCCGCAGCGGUCACGUCUUCCUUAAGCACGACGCUCCGUUUGUGUUUGCCGAGGUGAACAGUGACAAAAUCUACUGGCAGAGGAACAUAGAUGGCACCUUUAGUCAAAUCUACAUUGAGAAAAAGAUAAUGGGCCACUUUAUCAGCACAAAGGCUGUUGGCUCUGAUGAACGCAAUGAUAUCACUGACCUCUACAAACACCCCGAAGGCUCACAGGAGGAACGCAUCGCUGUGGAAACAGCAUGUAGCUAUGGCACCAAAGCAGAGGCCUAUUCCCCUCCCACAGCAGAGGAUGUGUCUGUAGAAGUGACCAUGGAUGGUGAAGGACCAAGAAUGGGAAAAGAUGCAGAGCUGACUAUCGUGUUGCGAAACAGCAGCUCAGAGCAGCGCAAUCUCUUCCUGCACAGUCAGGUGGCAGUCAUGUACUACACCGGCGUCCACAAGGCCACAGUCAGAAAAGACACGACAAACGUGGAAAUUCUACCCAAUGAGGAAAAGACUUUGGAGUGGACUUUGGAGUACAACGACUAUAAGAACCAGCUGAUAGACCAGGCCGCCCUGAUGCUGACACUGUCUGGCAGGAUCAAUGAAACACAGCAGGUCUUGGCCACUCAGUUCAGUUUCCGGCUCAGCACCCCAGACCUCACCAUAAAGCCGAUUGGGAAGGCCGUGGUCGGGGAGAAGAUGUCGGUAGAGAUUUCAUUUACUAAUCCACUACCACAGGUUCUGAAAGAUGUGAUAUUUCAUGUGGAAGGACUGGGCCUCCUAACUGCUCGAAUGAUUCAUUAUGGAGAUAUUGGCAGUCGUGCCUCCGUGUCUCUGACUGAGAACUUCGUUCCCACCUUGUCUGGACCGAGGAAAUUACUGGCUUCACUGGACUGCAAGCAGCUCACACAGGUUCAUGGUGUGACUGACAUCACUGUGGGGGAACAAAGCAACGGCACUCUAUAGGCAUUUGAAAGUGACAUUUUAAUUCUGAAUAUUUUUAGUUAGUGUUUAAAUCUACAAAAGUAUGACACUGCACUGCUGCUUUAUUUUGCAUGAGAAUUCAAAAGAAUGAUCACUGACCAAAGAGACACAACUGAUCAUGAAACAUCCAAGAAACAUGUAAAGAAAACACUUAAUAGUACAUGAAUACAGUAUUAGCUUACUCGAAACUCACUACAUUUAAACAUUGCACAAGUUGGACCAUGGGGAAGCUUAAAUGUACUUAUGUAAAGACAGAAUCUACAUUCAGAUCAUGUUUUGUAUUUGUAAAUACAAUAUAUGUAUUUUUAUUUUGUCUACUUUGCUUUGUGUUUACAGUUAGAUUCUUUUAAAAAUAUAUGCUCUGUUAUUGUUAAAGAAAAAGGAUCCUAAAAUCUGUAAUAAAUUAUU
Centropristis striata (black sea bass) is the source of this 2799-nucleotide messenger RNA. RefSeq names its product protein-glutamine gamma-glutamyltransferase K-like. Gene Ontology annotation, biological process: peptide cross-linking. The coding region runs from base 7 to 2373 and encodes 788 amino acids. The record is from RefSeq and is a predicted model, not a curated record. Gene Ontology annotation, molecular function: protein-glutamine gamma-glutamyltransferase activity. The transcript has 13 exons. Lineage: Eukaryota; Metazoa; Chordata; Actinopteri; Perciformes; Serranidae.